AUGGAUGCUGAGGUGCUGACCGACACAAUCGACCGGCACCCGCUGGUAUCGCUUGUGUCGGCAUCGUUUUGGGUUAUCCUUUGGCUUCUCACUUGGGCGAAAUCUCUUGUCGCAUUCGCUACGCUAACAAUACCGACAUGGCUAUACGCUAUCGUAUCCUACUCGAUGACCCUAACUCUCGGGUUCUGGAGCUUCGUCGCUCUAUUCAUCGCUUCGGCCAUUGCUCUCAACUACCUGAUCAGGUUCAGAUACCUCAAUGACUACAUGCAGUUGAAGGAGGCGCCUUUGGUCAAGCCGGACGUGAAUGAGCUUCAUCCCGACGUGAAUACCGACCCCCCUCCGACGUUCCACAACUAUCUAGAUGAUUUCUUGCAGGCCGUUCGGGUGUUUGGAUUCUUGGAGAAACCGGUCUUUCAUGAACUAGCAAGACAUCUGCAAACCCGCCGACUCAUUGCGGGAGAUAGUUUGUCCCUUCAUCAAGACAAGAGCUUCUAUUGUGUUGUAGAAGGAACUGUUCAGGUGUACGCUCAGACAGGCCAUGAGCCAGAAGUACCGCAAAGCCUUUGGGAUGAUGAGAACAUGAAUGGUUAUCAACUUCUCAAUGAAGUCGGGAGUGGUGGGACACUUUCAAGUCUCUUUACCAUCCUCAGCCUGUUCACGGAGGACGUCCCAAUGAGUUGGCAAGAUGAUUGUCCGCACCACACCACCAACGAUGAUGCCCCGCAUCUGGACAUGGAAGACUCCUUCGAGGGUGGCCCGGAUUUAGACAUUCCCCCUCUGGAUCUGCACGACACGCCGGGAAGGCCAAGGCGAUCCUCUGUCUCUUCGACGGCUACAGCCUCUACCGUGCAUCCUUCGGAUGCUAGGUCUGCUCGUGGGUCAUCCUCUCCUUCGGCCACCAGCACCGCUGGUUCAAGGAUGCCUUCUUUCGGUCAUGCCAUGGAUUCCAAUCAUCCUCGGUCCCCCCAGCCUCGCGGCCUAGUCGCUAGAGCUACAGUUGAUACUACUCUCGCCGUGAUCCCGGCCGAAGCAUUUAAGCGGUUGACCAAGAAAUACCCAAAGGCGACGGGCCACAUCGUUCAGGUUAUCCUUACCCGGUUCUCCCGCGUCACCUUCAACGCUGCACACAAGUAUUUGGGCUUAACCAGUGAGGUGCUCCGCACAGAGAAGGCCAUCAACGAUAUAGCAUGUCAUCCUCUGCCUGCCUCCUUCUAUGAAGGCGGCGGUCUGCAAUAUAUGCGGCAUAGAUUCGACGGCACCUCACCGGACAUUCCCUCGGACUCGGACUACUUUAAUUUCACUCAUUCGCCGAACAGUCUAUUCGCGUCUGGGAAGGAUACACCUGCUCCAUCUGGAGUGUCCCUUGGGAAGAAGUCGCACACCCCGCUCCCCGUCCGAGGCAGCUUGGUUGAUCUACCCUCUUCGAAAUCCCGACACAUGGUGCAAGCCGGAGACCUCCUCAUGCCAACUCAAACGACGUCGAAUGAUGACGGCCUCAGGCCUCUUUCGAGAACAGCCAGCGUUACCAAUACACCAAAGAUUCCUCGAUCAUCGGACGAUGUCAACCCCGGACAGCGUAUGUCGUCGACAGGAAAUCGUCGCUGGUCUGCUGAAGAUUUCGACUUGCGGGAAGAGGUCAUGUCGUGCAUCGCGAAAUCGAUUGGUUUGCUUCAACCUCCUCUCAGCGGUCCCGAUUCACCUUCGCCUUCGCCUCGGAUGUUCCCAGUGGAUUCAAGGUCGCCUUUGAUGGAUUCUUUCCAUUCACCGUUCGGGUCUCUGUCUCUACUUGACCUGCGAGACGACAUCUCAAGCAUCACCAGUACUACGGCUACUGGCGCCUCGUCCAUCAGAUCUUCAGGGAACCAUCUCACUGGCUUGGAUAAUGAAGUCGAGAUUCUCUUCUUCCCGGCAGGUUCGACUCUCGCGAAGGCGGGCGAACAGAAUACAGGCCUCUUCUACGUCAUCGAAGGCUUCUUGGAUAUCUUGCUGCCUGAAAAGGAUGGAAAGGAAAAGCCUAGGGCGAUGAAGAUUCCCACUCCGGUUGAAGAAGUUGUGGACAAUGACGAUGAACCAUGGAGGACGCCUAAUCUGAAUCAUCAGAAGAAGCCGCAACAAAAGCUCUUGUUCACGGUCAAACCUGGUGGUAUCGCUGGUUAUCUCGCUUCGCUCUGCAACACAGCAUCGUAUGUCGACAUCAAGGCCAAGACCGACACCUACGUUGGCUUCCUGUCGUCCCAGUCGUUGGAACGGAUCCUCGAAAAACGCCCUAUCGUACUGUUGACCUUGGCUAAGCGUUUGAUCUCGCUGCUCUCUCCUCUGGUCCUUCACAUUGAUGCCUCUCUGGACUGGAUGCAAGUGAACGCUGGCCAAGUACUAUGGAGGCCCAAUGACGUCAGCGACAGCUUCUACAUUGUUAUCAACGGCCGUCUGAGGGCUAUCGCUGAAGAGAAAGGAAAGGCCAAAAUCGAAGGCGAAUAUGGUCAAGGCGAUACUGUCGGCGAACUCGAUGUCAUUACGAGCAGUCCCAGAAGGAACACUGUCCAUGCCAUUCGUGAUACAGAGCUCAUUCGAAUGCCACAAACUCUCUUCAACGCCAUAUCAGCUAGGAAUCCUCAAACGACUGCUCAGUUGCUCCGCAUGAUCGCCUCCCGUGUUCGGGAUGAAGUCGAUUCGUCGUCCAUGUCACAAGGGAGAACAUCAGAACUUGGCCACAAUAACUUUAACUUGAAGACAAUCGCCAUCCUUCCGUUCGCUCGACAUGUACCUGUGACUGCAUUCGCUCGGAAACUUCAGGCAGCUCUCGAAGGUAUCGGUGCCACCACUCUCUUCUUGAAUCAAGCUACGGUCUCUACGCAUCUGGGUAAACAUGCUUUCACGCGGAUGGGCAAACUCAAGUCCGCUGGCUGGUUAGCAGACCAGGAACAGCGUUAUCACACUGUCCUUUACGUUGCGGACUCACCUGUGAACAGUUCCUGGACGCAAACUUGUAUCAGGCAGGCCGAUUGUGUUAUGGUUCUUGGUAUGGGCGAUGAUCCGUCUCUCGGAGAAUACGAGAGGCUGCUGCUCUCAAUGAAGACCACAGCCAGGAAGGAGUUAAUUCUGUUGCACCCGGAUAGGUCUGUCGUGCCUGGUUCAACCCGCGAAUGGCUCAAGAACCGCCCGUGGGUCCACCAGCAUAUCCAUGUGGAGUUACCAGGUCUUGUUCUACCCAUCUCGAAGUCACCGCCGCCCAAAGACCCCGAUGCCGUCAUUGCUCUGAAGAACCUCAAGGACAAAGUCCAGAACGAGAUUCAAAAAUAUCGCGGUGGAACAGCAGACUUACGGCCGCAGAGGCUACCUCACAUGAAUGAUUUCUCACGUCUGGCGAGAAGGAUCUGCGGAAAAUCUAUUGGCCUUGUAUUGGGUGGAGGUGGUGCUCGUGGUAUUGCCCAUCUUGGACUAAUCCGGGCACUUGAAGAAUAUGGGAUUCCUAUCGAUCAUAUUGCAGGCACCAGUAUAGGAGCUUUCAUUGGCGGCCUCUACGCACGAGAAGCGGACGUGAUCUCCUCCACUGGACGGGCCAAGCAAUUCAGCGGUAGGAUGGGGAAUAUCUGGCGGAUGUUGUCAGACGUAACCUAUCCCAUCGUGGCGUACACAACCGGCCAUGAGUUCAAUCGAUCUUUGUACAAGGCCUUCUAUGACCUCCACAUUGAGGACAUGUGGCUUCCGUAUUUCUGCAACUCCACGAACAUUAUGACUUCGCGCAUGGAAAUCCACCAAACUGGCUAUGCCUGGAGAUUCAUUCGUGCUUCCAUGACGCUCGUUGGCUUGUUGCCCCCGGUGUGUGACAAUGGAAAUCUUCUAGUGGAUGGAGGCUACCUUGACAACCUGCCGGUAUCUGCUAUGUUUUCGAUGGGCGCGAGCGCUGUUUUUGCGUGCGAUGUUGGAGCCAUCGACGAUAACUCACCAAGGAAUUACGGCGAUACGAUCUCUGGCUGGUGGCUACUCAUCAACCGAUGGAACCCUUUCUCUAGCGCACGGCACAUACCUGCCAUUACGGAAAUUCAGAGUCGACUUGCAUACGUCUCGAGUGUCACCACGCUGGAGGAAGCCAAGGUGGCUAAAGACUGUCUCUACAUCCAAAUGCCCGUCCAAGAGUACGGGACACUUCAAUUCGGCAAAUUUGAGGAACUACUCAAGAAAGGUUAUGAUGCGGCGUUGUCUAUCCUCGAUAGAUUUGAUGAGGAGGGAAGACUUCCAUCGCCGUAUGUAGAUGGAGGCCAACCCAAUCCAGGCAAAAAGAAAGGAAAGAGCGCUCGACGGAACUCCAUCUAA
Messenger RNA from Coprinopsis cinerea okayama7#130, 4314 nucleotides. Its product is annotated as hydrolase. Gene Ontology annotation, molecular function: phosphatidylcholine lysophospholipase A1 activity. Gene Ontology annotation, cellular component: endoplasmic reticulum. Bases 1 to 4314 code for a protein of 1437 amino acids. Lineage: Eukaryota; Fungi; Basidiomycota; Agaricomycetes; Agaricales; Psathyrellaceae. Gene Ontology annotation, biological process: phosphatidylcholine metabolic process. The transcript has 23 exons. The record is from RefSeq and is a predicted model, not a curated record.